AUGGGAAACGACGACGAUCCGUCCUCCAUUUUACCUGCAUGUUCUGGGAUGAACAAUCAAUCGACGACCUCCUCGUCGAGCUCCAAUCAAUCGCAUUACAUUCAUAAGAGUAAACACCAUGAUCGCUAUCUCCUGAACGAAUUGGCGGCUCUUCGCUUGGAUGAGCAAUUGUGUGACGUCGUGCUUCUAGCUGGACACACCCGUAUCCCAGCUCAUCGUGUCGUCCUCUCCGCGUGCUCUCUGUACUUCCGAGCGAUGUUUAUGUCGGAUCUAAAAGAGAGCCGACUAUCCGAAAUCCGAAUGGUCGAUAUCGAGGGGAGAACUCUGCAACAGCUCAUCAAUUUCUGUUAUUCGGGAGAAAUCAAAAUCACCGAGACUUCAGUGCAAUCGCUUCUUCCAGCCGCUUGUCUAUUGCAAAUGAGUGAAAUCCAGGACGCUUGCUGUGAGUUCCUCGAGAAGAAUCUGGAUCCAACGAAUUGUUUGGGAAUUCGUGCAUUUGCUGACACACAUUCAUGCAGAGAACUCGUUCGAAUGGCUGAUUUAUAUACUCAGAAGAAUUUCCAGGAAGUGACAGCAUCAGAUGAAUUCCUUCAACUCCUGCUUGAUCAAUUACUCUCAUUGAUCUCAAGUGAUGAAUUAAAUGUCGGAUCGGAGGAACAGGUCUACGAGGCGGCAAUACGCUGGAUUCGCUACGAUUUACCCAAUCGACGACAAAACUUGAGCAAAGUUCGUUUAUUUGAGGAAAUCAAAUAUACAACA
Messenger RNA from Mesorhabditis belari, 759 nucleotides. NCBI's taxonomy places the organism in Eukaryota, Metazoa, Nematoda, Chromadorea, Rhabditida, Rhabditidae. The record is from the annotation of a GenBank genome assembly.